Fragaria vesca subsp. vesca is the source of this 1872-nucleotide messenger RNA. Its product is annotated as glutamate-rich WD repeat-containing protein 1-like. The record is from RefSeq and is a predicted model, not a curated record. Gene Ontology annotation, molecular function: protein binding. NCBI's taxonomy places the organism in Eukaryota, Viridiplantae, Streptophyta, Magnoliopsida, Rosales, Rosaceae. The coding region runs from base 64 to 1590 and encodes 508 amino acids. The transcript is spliced from 11 exons.
CCAAACCCCUCACCACAUUCAGCAUCAGUCUCUCUGUUUCUGCAAAACCCAAAGAGAUUAGAAAUGGUCCGAAGCAUCAAGAACCCUAAGAAAGCCAAAAGAAAGAACAAGGCUUCGAAGAAGGGAGAUGGGUCUUCGUCGUCUUCAGGGCCGCCGGCAAAGGUGUGGCAGCCAGGUGUGGACAAAUUGGAGGAAGGAGAAGAGCUCCAGUGUGACCCUACUGCUUACGACUCUCUCCACGCCUUCCAUAUUGGUUGGCCUUGUCUAAGCUUUGAUAUUGUAAAAGAUACAUUGGGGAUGGUGAGGACAGAGUUCCCGCAUACGGUGUACUUUGUUGCUGGGACUCAGGCAGAGAAAUCUUCUUGGAACUCUCUUAGCAUAUUUAAAGUAUCCAACAUUUCUGGGAAGAAGCGUGAACCAGUGCCAACCAAAUCUGGUGAUGAUGAGUCAAAUAUGGGUAGUGAUGAUAGUGGAAGUGACGAAGAUAGUGAGGAUGAGGAGCUCGGAGGAUCUGGCGCACCAGUUUUGCAGGCAAUUGUUUUCCUUUUUUUUUUUUUUAAUCGGAUACUUGCCGAUUCAAUUCUCACAUUUACCUUGCUUAGUCUUAAUUUCAUCUUUGAGCAUUUCCAAUGUUCUUGUUGUUAUGUGCAGUUGCGUAAGGUAACUCAUGAAGGAUGUGUGAAUCGUAUACGAGCCAUGACACAAAAUCCUCAUAUAUGUGCAUCUUGGGGAGAUACUGGUCAUGUGCAGGUUUGGGACUUCAGUUCUCAUCUUAAUGCUUUAGCAGAAUCAGAAUCAGAAGUUAGCCAAGGACCUUCUACCCAGGCUCCAUUGUUUACGUUUGGGCAUAAAGAUGAAGGAUUCGCUCUUGAUUGGAGUCCUGUUGCAACAGGAAGGCUUCUGUCUGGGGACUGCAAGAGUAAUAUACAUUUAUGGGAACCUACUGAUGGAUCAUGGAAAGUUGAAACCACUCCGUAUAUAGGACAUACUGCAAGCGUGGAAGAUUUGCAGUGGAGCCCUACAGAACCUGAUGUAUUUGCUUCUUGUUCUGUGGAUGGGAAUAUAGCAAUGUGGGACACCCGUUCAGGGAAGUCACCUGUAGCUUCUUUUAAGGCUCAUAAUGCUGAUGUAAAUGUUAUUUCUUGGAACAGGCUGGCCAGUUGUAUGUUAGCAUCCGGAAGUGACGAUGGUACCUUUGCUAUCCGUGACCUCAGAUUGCUCAAGGGAGGAGAUUCUGUAGUGGCACAUUUUGAGUACCAUAAACACCCUAUUACAUCCAUCGAAUGGAGUCCACAUGAAGCUUCUACUUUGGCGGUGUCAUCUGCUGACAAUCAGCUAACAAUAUGGGACCUUUCUUUAGAAAAUGAUGAGGAAGAGGAGGCAGAAUUUAAAGCUAAAACAAAAGAGGAAGUGAAUGCUCCAAAAGAUUUACCUCCACAACUUCUGUUUGUUCACCAGGGACAAAAAGACUUGAAAGAACUUCAUUGGCAUUCACAAAUUCCUGGCAUGAUCGUGUCAACUGCAGCAGAUGGUUAUAAUAUUUUGAUGCCUUCAAACAUACAGACCACCCUUCCAUCUGAUGGUCCUUGAAAGUUUUGAUAUCAGUAUGCUUCGUCCAAUCCGAAAUGUAGAUGCAUCAGAUCAUGUCCAAGAAAAGUAGUUGCAUCAUAUCAUGUCCAAGUAGCGGGUCUACAUGAAUGCGAUAUGCUUGUAAUUACAUAUGAGUGACAUUUUGUUCCUCCUGUUUACCCUUUUCUUUUGUUCUCCCCAAUUUGGGGGUCUGGUUGUGUAGGAGUAACAUCUACACUGUUUGCCUAAAGUUUUUGUAAUACUGGAAGUUUUUAUAGUUGUCUAUCAAGUUUAAUUAUCUCA